AUGUUAUCACGAGGUUCAUUAACUGUACAAUCGAAAUCAACUUCAUAUAUUGUGCGUCACUCUAUUCUUUUAUCAGCCAAGCAUCACAAUGAAUAUUGCUGGCAAAAACAACGUAUUGGCCAGAGAGAAAUUGUUGGGCCAUCAAGUGGCGGAUAUCAUUUUAUCGAUUCAACUGAUCGUCCAUAUCCUCCAUUGAGAUUUCGAGCUGAUGAUGACAUUAUCAAACCAAUUCGAGAAAAAGAAAAAGGGGAUUGGAAAAAUUUAACUAUAGAAGAGAAAAAACUAUUGUAUAGAUAUUCCUUCCGACGUACACAGGCUGAAUUAUUGGGUUGGAAUUACUACUGGAAAAUGUAUUGGGCCUAUACGUUAAUAUGGAUAUCCAUUGGUCUUGCAUUUUUAGGUGUACUUAAGCAUUAUAGUAAGUUGUUUAGUUUCCCACCCCAAGUACCUACAAUGAACGAUGACUGGAAGCAUUAUACAAUGCGAAAUAUUCUAAUUUUGGAAAAACCGUUUUGUGAAGGAGCAGCAACGAAAUACGAUUAUGAAGAUGAUCGUUGGAAGGAUUAA
Thelazia callipaeda (thelaziosis nematode) is the source of this 567-nucleotide messenger RNA. The record is from the annotation of a GenBank genome assembly. Lineage: Eukaryota; Metazoa; Nematoda; Chromadorea; Rhabditida; Thelaziidae.